This is a messenger RNA of Telopea speciosissima, 912 nucleotides long. RefSeq names its product protein FRA10AC1. Lineage: Eukaryota; Viridiplantae; Streptophyta; Magnoliopsida; Proteales; Proteaceae. The transcript has 11 exons. Gene Ontology annotation, biological process: dephosphorylation. The record is from RefSeq and is a predicted model, not a curated record. Bases 59 to 799 code for a protein of 246 amino acids. Gene Ontology annotation, molecular function: phosphatase activity.
GAGGUUUCUACCGUGGUUCUUCUCAAGACUUAAACGCUACGUAGUUCGUAGAGUAAGUAUGGCGUCCUUCAGAUCUUUAAAAUCCGCAAUCUUCGAGAGGGAAGAGAGAAAGCAACAGUAUCAAGCUCACAUUCGAGGACUCACCGCAUAUGAUCGUCACAAUAAAUUUUUGAAGGAUUACGUUGAUUUUUAUGGAAAGGGAAAAAAUACACAAGACAAGUUGCCUAUUAAGACUGAUCAUGACACUCUGAGAGAAGGCUACAGGUUCAUCCGUUCUGAGGAAGAUGAUAUGGAUCCAUCUUGGGAGCAAAAGCUUGUGAAGCGCUACUAUGAUAAACUUUUCAAAGAAUAUUGCAUAGCUGACAUGUCACUGUACAAAAGUGGAAAGAUUGGCCUAAGGUGGAGAACAGAAAAGGAAGUCAUAUCUGGAAAAGGACAGUUUAUAUGCGGUAACAAACAUUGUGAUGAAAAAACUGGUUUAGCAAGCUAUGAGGUAAACUUUUCUUACUUUGAAGCAGGAGAAAACAAACAAGCCCUAGUGAAGUUGAUGACGUGUCAGAGAUGUGCUGAGAAGCUUAUGUACAAAAAACAGAAAGAAAAGGAUCUUUUAGAUGGAAGACAGAAGGAGAAGCGGAAAAGAAAAAGGGAAAGAACAAAAAAUGGUGGUGAUACAGAUGAUGAGGAUGUUAAUACUAAUGAAAGAAGAAGAAAAGGGAAAAAGGCUCCAACUUCGACAGAUGAUCAUAAGACCGACGAUGAUGAAAAUUUUGACGAGUUUCUUGAAGGAAUGUUUCCCUGAUUUUAGCUUUAAUGGUAUGUGUCAUCUGAAAAUAUGUACCCUCUAUGCUCAAAGCAGAUCUAUGUAAAAUACAAAUUCUCCUAAUGAUUAUUGCAGUUCAAUAGUUGGGAAAA